AGCUUCUGCAAGCAAGUCGACCGACAAGUACACGAAUUAAUCCAUGUGCGCUCCUCGAAAUGCACGUGACCCCACGCCUUGUCCGCCAUUUUAUCUUUCGAACGGGUCUUUCCCAAUUGCGAGUUCCGUUGCAGCAAUUACCACCCAGACCCCCACGUUAGAGGAUCUCGUACCGUACGCAAGUGACCCCGGCGAGCCUGCCCAGCUGUACCUCCUUCUCCCGUACAUACGUCUUUGCAAAGCGCCACCCAGGGCCUCUCUGAGCCAUGAUGGCAGGUCCAAACGGCUAUGACGACUACGAUUCGAAGCCUCUGAGGAGUACUCUUGGGGAAGCUGAGGAUGAAUAUGAGCGAGAGCGUCGCCGGGAGCGCAGAAGGGAGCGGGACCGGGGCGAAAAGAGACGGGAGAGGUCUCGGAGCCGCGAUCGUCGCUCUUCGCGCCGGGACGAUGAGCGCGACUACGACCGAGGGGAUCGUGGGGAUAGGGACGGCCGAAGGCAUCGGGAUAGUAGGGGAGACCGCGAGGACAGAAGGGGCAGUCGUGAUCGGGACCGUGAGAGGAGGAGGUCUCGCAGUCGGGAACACCGUUCGCGGAAAAGCACUCGUAGUCCUAGCCCGCGAGGAGGCAGCUCCCGUCGUCAUGCGAACGUGGAGCCGCUUCACUUGCGUCCGAAGAAACUCAACAACUGGGAUGUGCCCCCGGCUGCGUUCCCGGGUAUGUCGGCCGCCGAUGUGAAGAUGACCGGACACUUCCCACUUCCUGGACAACCUGGCCGGGUUGCCCCUGCUGCUUUCGGUGGAUUUGAGAUGUUUGGAAUGAAGAUGAGCCAAGGUGCCGCCGGACCGGUUGCCCAGAGUGCAAGUCUGGCCAGACAAGCCAGGCGGUUAUAUGUUGGCAAUAUUCCCUACGGCAUCCAAGAGGACACUCUGAUGGAAUUUUUCAACCAAACAAUGGCUCAACUGAAUAUCACUACCUCUGCGGGAAACCCUUGCAUCGCGGUGCAAAUUAAUCACGACAAAAACUAUGCCUUUAUUGAGUUCCGGUCAGCGGAGGAAGCCACUGCUGCAAUGGCAUUCGACGGUAUCACAUUCAGCGGACAAUCUCUCAAAAUCCGACGACCCAAAGACUAUCAGCCCCCAGCGGGAGCGUCCGGCACACCCCCUCCCAUCCACGUACCCGGUGUCGUGUCGACAAAUGUACCUGAUUCCCCGAACAAAAUCUUCGUUGGAGGGCUGCCACCGUUCUUGAAUGACGAGCAAGUUAUGGAAUUGUUGAAGUCGUUUGGAGAACUGAGGGCGUUUAAUUUGGUAAAGGACAGCAUUACGGGGUUGUCAAAGGGCUUUGCAUUCUGCGAGUACGUCGACCCAACCAUCACGGACAUUGCAUGUCAAGGACUGAACGGGAUGGAUCUGAGUGACAAGAAGCUCGUUGUACAGCGCGCAAGCGUUGGAUCCAACAAGCUUGGUGGUCCGGGAAUGUUCCCUACGAUCAUGCCUCCCCAGCUCCUGGCCAACGCGGGUCCCGUAGAGCCGACAACUGUCAUAUUGCUGUUGAACAUGGUAACUGUUGACGAGUUGAAGGACGAUCAGGACUAUGAAGAAAUCAAUGAGGAUAUCCGCGAGGAAGUCUCCAAAUACGGAACUAUCCGUAACCUUACUAUCCCGCGUCCUGUGGAAGGCCAGGAAGUUGCUGGUCUCGGAAAGAUCUUUGUGCAUUUCGAAACCCUGGAAGAAAGCGCAGCAGCCCUCCGUGCCUUGGCAGGUCGGAAGUUCGCCGACCGUACCGUUGUCGCCGCUUACUACGAUGAAGCGCAAUACCUUGCUGGCGAAUACUAGAAGCACAUGCCUUGGUGUUUCUUCACAACGUCUGCAAUAACAAUGAGAGCUCUGCUGGGCGGGUCUGCGAAAGAGGGUCGUCCGGGUGGGGUUGGGUGAGGUUGGGGCCGCAACUAUCGGAUGUCCCGUGUGUCGAUGCGGCAUGACGUGCUCGUUGAGGAAGUUGUGUUGGGGUCCGAGUAGCUCGGAUGUCGUUGGUCUAUUGUAUAUAAAUCUCCCGCGUUGCAUUGGAAUGGUUCUGAAUAUUAGUGCAGGUGCAAAUGCAACCCUGGU
This is a messenger RNA of Fimicolochytrium jonesii, 2108 nucleotides long. Its product is annotated as splicing factor U2AF 50 kDa subunit-like protein. The transcript is spliced from 8 exons. Gene Ontology annotation, biological process: mRNA processing. The record is from RefSeq and is a predicted model, not a curated record. NCBI's taxonomy places the organism in Eukaryota, Fungi, Chytridiomycota, Chytridiomycetes, Spizellomycetales, Powellomycetaceae. The coding region runs from base 267 to 1835 and encodes 522 amino acids. Gene Ontology annotation, molecular function: poly-pyrimidine tract binding; pre-mRNA 3'-splice site binding. Gene Ontology annotation, cellular component: commitment complex; U2-type prespliceosome; nuclear speck.